AUGAGCUUUGAGACCGAAAAAAAGCCCUUUGCGAAUCCCACUCAAAUAGGAGCAGGGCUCCAGUUGUCUUUGUUUUCUUGUCGGAGGACAGAUUUUAAUGGCCUACAUGAGGAGGUUUCCCUGGAAGUAAGCAUAGUGGGCCAGCUCUCAAAGGACUUCAAGAACGUUGUGUUCUCCAACAUCCUGGCCAUGCUGCAGGACCGAAAGGCCCUCCAGGACCUCUUAGACACGCUUGAACAGGAACCCUUGGGUCAUUUGGAUGGCCCUGGUGGCACCAUCCUAAAUGAACUGCAAAAGGACUCCACCUAUGCAUAUAAUGGCUCACAGCACCUCAUCCUUUACCUGCUUGAAGCCAUCAUGGCGCUGAGUGACAUCCAAUACUGUCUGCUGGCCCGAUCCAUGGAGAAGAAGAUCCUCUCCCAGCAGCGGGAUCUGGUGAGGAGCAUCCUGGAGCCCCACUUUGAAUGCUCGGAGAGCACUCCUUUCACCCUCAAACCUGAGCUCCUCGCCCCCCUGCAGGAGGAGGAUUUGGCUAUAACCUAUGGCCUGCUGGAAGAGUGUGGCCUGGAGAUGGAGCUGCAUAGCCCCAGGUCAACCUGGGACCUGGGAGCCAAGAAGCCCCUGUCUGCCCUGUAUGGGGCCCUGUGUGUGCUGCAGCAGCUGGCCGAGGCCUGAGCCCCCUGGUGGGCAGGCCAGGGGCCAGUCCACUGAGUCAGCCCACUGGCAUUGAGGCUGCCUGGCACUGAGGCUGCCAUUGGCCCUGGUGCUGUCUUCUGCUGCAAACGCCGCCAGGCCGUUCUGUGCAUGUGUGGUUGUGUGGGGAGUUUCAGGCUCCACACAUAAAUGUUGUCCAGCUUG
Molecule: messenger RNA, 858 nt
Organism: Phyllostomus discolor (pale spear-nosed bat)
Lineage: Eukaryota; Metazoa; Chordata; Mammalia; Chiroptera; Phyllostomidae
Product: gasdermin-C-like
Exons: 6
Coding region: 1-675 (224 amino acids)
Biological process (GO): pyroptotic inflammatory response; defense response to bacterium
Molecular function (GO): phosphatidylserine binding; phosphatidylinositol-4,5-bisphosphate binding; phosphatidylinositol-4-phosphate binding
Source: RefSeq, a predicted model, not a curated record